UUUAGAAUCGCCCGCACUAGUUCCAAAUGUCGUGCCUCAUGACACCUGAUACUGGGUCUCGUCUCUCAUUCCUUCAGCCCCAACACAACCAGUACUUUCUCAGCAGCAGCUCGGAGACGCAAGGUCGCCGAGCGAGAAUCUUCACUGCCAGUCAGGUAGUGGGUGCGGGUGGGUAGUAAGCAUAACCGGUCUGUUAUUGCCUUCAGUCGAUAUUAAUCCGUGUUCAAGUGAUGUAAACAAGCCUAGCCUUUCUUCACCCAUCGUGCAUACUCUGCCUGCUACGAAGUGCCCUAAGGCACUGGGCAUUAUUUAUCCAACAGAGAAAGUGUAGUCGUUCAGACUCCACCGUAGUGUGACCAGAGACUGAGAAAAUUGCCCAGCACAAACGAUGGGGGACUCGCCACAGAUAUUGGUUUUGAAUGUCAAUCACAACAGAAACAAGAGAGAGGACUUACGAAGUCCAAGAUCACCCGGUAUCACUGAGGCGAUAGAAAUUUCCGGACAACUUCAGAAAUCUAUGCUGAGAAUGACAGGGAAGUUCCUGAACGAAUCGACAGGUACCGUGGACUACAAGGCUCUGGGAAACUCGGAGGAGUUCAGGGACUAUUGCACUUUUGCCAGCAGCCUUGAGAAGGUGGACCUUGCUUCGUUCAGCGAACAACAGUUAUUCGCCUUUUUCAUCAAUAUAUACAAUGCCCUGACGGUGCACAGCAUCUGUGAAACCCAAAAGACAUCUGAUAUUGGAUCAGCCCUCGACGUGCCAAACUUCUGGGCAACUCACGGAUACAUCAUUGGCGGAUUUAUCUUUACGUUAGAUGAUAUCGAACAUGGAAUUUUAAGGGGUAACAGGCCACAUCCAAGUACGGGGAAACCAGUCUUGGGGCUGACGGACACGCGUGUUAGUUUUUCCAUCAAACAAGUCGAUCCCAGGAUACAUUUCGCCCUCAACUGCGGCGCCAAAUCUUGCCCCGUUGUUCGCGUGUACAACUGCAGCAACUUGGAUGCUGCUCUUGAAGCUGCCACUGAGUCAUACCUCAGUCAAGGGGUCGUUGCUGACGACAGCAACAGACCGCUGAAGAUACCCAAGAUCAUGUUGUGGUACAUGAGCGACUUCGCCAGGACCCAAACAGGAAUGCUGAAGUGGAUUGAAUCCUACGUGGGACCAUCAGAGCGCGAAGCUAUCAAAUUCCUUUUGGACACUAAUAAGGGAGACGACACAGAGAGCGUUCAGUAUGUCUAUGACUGGUCGCUCAAUAAAGCCUGAUUGCUCUGGCACUUUUGCUUUAGAUCUGUAGGAGCCAAAACAUGAGGUCACGUGUUAUCGGCUGUGAUAAGGAAAUUGUACCGUGCGUGAGUUACAGGAAAUGAAAAUGAUAUGCGCCUUGAUUUUUGUUUUUGGGGUUAACGGUGGAUUUCAAAUGAUGGUUCAUAGGAAAUAUAAAAAGAUAUAGAAUUUUGAUCGGAAAUCUAAUGAGCGAUCAUUUUUCGACAUUGUUGUCUCUAGAUAACUUGCGUUAAUAAACCUAUUCAAUGCACAAAA
Macrobrachium nipponense is the source of this 1540-nucleotide messenger RNA. RefSeq lists its product as uncharacterized. The transcript is spliced from 8 exons. The record is from RefSeq and is a predicted model, not a curated record. The coding region runs from base 389 to 1264 and encodes 291 amino acids. NCBI's taxonomy places the organism in Eukaryota, Metazoa, Arthropoda, Malacostraca, Decapoda, Palaemonidae.